CGGCGGCCGAGGGCCUCGAGGGGGCGGAGCCGCCGGGGCCGCCGCCGCAGCCCGGGUCGGGAUUUGAAAGCUUAAAAAUUCCGAGUGCAGAGGGUGUCGGGCGUUUAAUGUGUGGUGGAAGCGCUUGGGGUGACGGCUCGGCGCGGUGCCGGACAGCCGGCGGCGUCUCCGCACCAUGAAUUACCCGGGCUGUGGGUCAUCGCGAAGCCCGGAACAUAACGGCCGGGGUGGCGGCGGCGCCGCCUGGGAGUUGGGCUCGGAUGCGGAGCCGGCGUUCGGCGGCAGCGUUUGCUGCUUCGAGCACCUGCCGGGCGGGGACCCCGGCGACGGCGACGUCCCCCUGUCCCUGCUGCGCGCCGAUCCCGGGCUGCACUUGGCAUCCGGCGCCGAGGACCACAACCACCACCUGGCGCUGGACCCCUGCCUCAGUGACGAGAACUAUGACUUCAGCUCGGCCGAGUCGGGCUCUUCGCUGCGCUACUACAGCGAGGGCGAGAGCGGCGGCGGCGGCGGCAGCUCCUCGUCACUGCAGCAGCCACCGCUGAUCCCAUCGAACUCCGGGGGCGCCGGGGCAGCGGGAGGGGGACCCGGGGAGAGGAAGCGCGCCCGGCCCGGCGGCCCCGCCGCCCGGCACCGCUACGAGGUGGUGACGGAGCUGGGCCCGGAGGAGGUGCGCUGGUUCUACAAGGAGGACAAGAAGACUUGGAAGCCCUUCAUCGGCUACGACUCGCUCCGCAUUGAGCUCGCCUUCCGGACCGUGCUGCCGGCCUCGGGCGCUCGGCCCCCUGGAGAGGACCCGGACGGCGACCAUGUGUGCGGCCCGGCUUCUCCCGGAGGCCCAGCCUCCAGCUCCGGGGAGGAAGAAGAUGAGGAGCGCGCCUGCGGCUUCUGUCCGCGAGCGGCGAGGCACGAGCCUGAGAUGGAGGUGGUGAACAUCGAGCCGGUGUGCGUGCGGGGCGGACUCUACGAGGUGGAUGUGACCCAAGGAGAGUGCUACCCCGUGUAUUGGAACCAGGCUGAUAAAAUACCAGUAAUGCGGGGGCAGUGGUUUAUUGAUGGUACUUGGCAACCUCUAGAAGAGGAAGAAAGUAAUUUAAUUGAACAAGAACAUCUCAGUCGCUUUAAAGGUCAGCAGAUGCAGGAAAGUUUUGAUAUUGAAGUGUCAAAACCAGUAGACGGAAAAGAAGCUAUUCAUAGUUUCAAGUUGAGUCGGAACCAUGUGGAUUGGCACAGUGUUGAUGAAGUAUAUCUGUAUAGUGAUGCAACAACAUCCAAAAUUGCAAGAACAGUUACUCAAAAACUGGGGUUUUCUAAAGCAUCAAGUAGUGGGACCAGACUUCACAGAGGUUAUGUAGAAGAAGCCACAUUAGAAGACAAGCCAUCACAAACUACCCAUAUUGUAUUUGUCGUUCAUGGCAUUGGACAGAAAAUGGACCAAGGAAGAAUUAUAAAAAAUACAGCCAUGAUGAGAGAGGCUGCAAGAAAGAUAGAAGAAAAGCAUUUUUCCAACCAUGCUACACAUGUUGAAUUUCUCCCUGUGGAGUGGCGGUCAAAACUUACCCUUGAUGGAGACACUGUUGAUUCUAUUACUCCUGACAAAGUACGAGGUUUAAGAGAUAUGUUGAACAGCAGUGCAAUGGACAUAAUGUAUUAUACUAGCCCACUUUAUAGGGAUGAACUAGUUAAAGGCCUUCAGCAAGAGCUGAAUCGAUUAUAUUCCCUUUUCUGUUCUCGGAAUCCAGACUUUGAAGAAAAAGGGGGUAAAGUUUCAAUAGUGUCACAUUCCUUGGGCUGUGUAAUCACUUACGACAUAAUGACUGGCUGGAAUCCAGUUCGACUCUAUGAACAGUUGCUGCAGAAGGAAGAAGAGUUGCCUGAUGAACACUGGAUGAGCUAUGAGAAACGACAUCUUCUUGAUGAACUCUAUAUAACAAAACGACGGCUAAGAGAAAUAGAAGAACGACUUCAUGGAUUGAAGGCAUCAUCUAUAACACAAACCCCUGCCUUAAAAUUUAAGGUUGAGAAUUUCUUCUGUAUGGGAUCUCCACUAGCAGUUUUUUUGGCACUACGUGGCAUCCGUCCAGGAAAUACUGGAAGUCAAGACCAUAUUUUACCGAGAGAGAUUUGUAACCGGUUACUAAAUAUUUUUCAUCCAACAGACCCAGUGGCUUAUAGAUUAGAACCAUUAAUACUGAAGCACUACAGCAACAUUUCACCUGUCCAGAUCCACUGGUACAACACUUCAAACCCUCUACCUUAUGAGCACAUGAAGCCAAGCUUUCUCAACCCAGCAAAAGAACCUACCUCAGUUUCAGAGAAUGAAGGCAUUUCAACCAUACCAAGCCCAGUGACCUCACCAGUCUUGUCACGCCGACACUAUGGGGAAUCUAUAACGAAUAUAGGCAAAGCAAGCAUAUUAGGGGCUGCUAGCAUUGGAAAGGGACUUGGAGGAAUGUUGUUCUCAAGAUUUGGACGUUCGUCUACACAGUCUUCUGAGACAUCAAAAGACUCCUUAGAAGAGGAGAAGAAGCCAGUUGCCUCACCUCCUACAACUACUGUGGCAACACAGACCCUUCCACAUAGCAGCUCUGGCUUUCUUGAUUCUGCAUUGGAACUGGAUCACAGGAUUGAUUUUGAACUCCGAGAAGGCCUUGUGGAGAGCCGUUAUUGGUCAGCUGUCACAUCGCACACUGCCUAUUGGUCAUCUUUGGAUGUUGCUCUCUUUAUUUUAACCUUCAUGUACAAACAUGAGCACCAUAAUGAUGCAAAGCCCAGUUUCGAUCCACUCUGAACUUUUGAAGGACAUCAAUGUCCCCAAACUGAUUUUUUUUUCUGUUAAAAAUGUGUGUCAGGACAUGGAGAUGUCGGGCUUACGUAUGUUUUGAUUUUGUUUGAGUCAAGAAAUAUUUGCAUUUAAAAGCACCUUAUUUUAUUUUUUAAAAAAAGAAACUUUUUGAGACCUAAAGAAGUUAUGGUUUAAAUCCUUUUGAUUAUGAAUCUGAUAGAACCCCCUGCAGAGCAUCAAACAAGACUUGGAGGGAAGGAAGGAAGGUUUAGGUGAACUGCACGAAGGAUAUAAAUCACACUUCCAUUUCUUCCAGAUAGAAAAGUAUACUAAUGGGCUAGAUCUAAUGUAUUAAUCAAAACAUGUUCUGAAUCUAGUCAAGAUCCAGUGUUUUCUAUGUAAAAACCACAAAAUGGUAUUGUUUUCGAUUUCUAUGAAAACCUCCAUUUCCACCAUCCCAUUAAAAAAGCAGUAUAACUGGUUUAAAAUAUUUCUAACUUAACUUUAGGAAAACUAAUGCUAAAAAAGAAACAUUUUAACUAUUGUAUAUAUAAUUUAUUACCUCUAACUGUUUAUUUCAGUGUAUGAAACAUUACCUUUUUUUACUGUUUACUUUGACAAUAAUUCAAGAACCACGUUUAUUUUCUAUGGUGUUCUUUUUUUCCCUCUCUAUCUUUGUACUCUUCAGAUGAAUAUGUAGACACUGUGGCAUACUUUCAGUAUUUUUUUCCAUUAAAAAUUUGUGACUUCACACAAA
Molecule: messenger RNA, 3542 nt
Organism: Elephantulus edwardii (Cape elephant shrew)
Lineage: Eukaryota; Metazoa; Chordata; Mammalia; Macroscelidea; Macroscelididae
Gene: DDHD1
Product: DDHD domain containing 1
Exons: 12
Coding region: 176-2791 (871 amino acids)
Cellular component (GO): cytoplasm
Molecular function (GO): glycerophospholipase activity; metal ion binding
Source: RefSeq, a predicted model, not a curated record